AUGAAACGAAUCAGCAUGGUGGGUAGGAGGCUCACUAUAUCGUUGUUUUCAACGAACAAAACCCAGAGAUUCAGAACCGAUGGGCCACAACGACACUGGAAGUUCAGCGCCUCUACCGUCGAAUCCGAACCCGGAUUACUUGACUAUGCUUGCAAGGGUUAUUUAAUGACUGCAACUGUUAAUGGAAAGCUAUUCUCCGGCUAUAUGAUGCAUUGUUUAGAGAGAUUUAGUGAUGUGGUUGGUAGCCCAUAUUACGUUGCACCAGAAGUCUUACGCAAGCGGUAUGGUCCAGAAGCAGAUGUUUGGAGUGCUGGAGUGAUUCUUUACAUUCUGUUAAGUGGAGUGCCUCCAUUUUGGGCGGAGAGCGAGCAAGGGAUAUUUGAAGAAGUAUUACAUGGUGACCUAGACUUUUCAACAGACCCAUGGCCUAGUAUUUCUGAAGGUGCCAAAGAUUUAGUAAGGAAAAUGCUUAUUCAAGAUCCCAAAAGGCGGAUAUCUGCACAUGAUGUUUUGUGCCAUCCCUGGGUUCAAGUUGGUGGUGUGGCUCCUGACAAGCCUCUCGAUUCUGCAAUAUUAAGUCGAUUGAAGCAAUUCUCUGCAAUGAACAAGCUCAAGAAAAUGUCUAUUAGAGUAAUUGCAGAGAGCUUAUCUGAAGAAGAAAUUGCUGGCCUAAAAGAAAUGUUCAAAAUGAUAGACACUGACAGUAGUGGUCAAAUCACUUUUGAAGAACUUAAGGCUGGUUUGAAAAGAUUUGGAGCUAAUCUUAAGGAAUCUGAAAUUUAUGAUUUAAUGCAAGAAAAAAUGGGAUCAAUGGCAGAUGAAUUGGAUCCAUGUUGAACAAUCAGUCAAUAUAAGAAGUGUUGAUGAGGUUAUUGUGAUUGGUGCUGGUCUUUCUCUGUCUUCAUCAG
Messenger RNA from Humulus lupulus (European hop), 908 nucleotides. RefSeq names its product calcium-dependent protein kinase 1-like. The transcript has 8 exons. Lineage: Eukaryota; Viridiplantae; Streptophyta; Magnoliopsida; Rosales; Cannabaceae. The record is from RefSeq and is a predicted model, not a curated record. Gene Ontology annotation, biological process: intracellular signal transduction; protein autophosphorylation; peptidyl-serine phosphorylation. Gene Ontology annotation, cellular component: cytoplasm; nucleus. The coding region runs from base 1 to 837 and encodes 278 amino acids. Gene Ontology annotation, molecular function: calcium-dependent protein serine/threonine kinase activity; calmodulin binding; calcium ion binding.